Messenger RNA from Porites lobata, 324 nucleotides. NCBI's taxonomy places the organism in Eukaryota, Metazoa, Cnidaria, Anthozoa, Scleractinia, Poritidae. The record is from the annotation of a GenBank genome assembly.
AUGGCAGUUUCCGACAUCACAACAACUGUGGCUCCACUCGCUCCGGUAAACAAGAAAGUGCCCGUACCACACAUAUUAGCCUGCCCAUCGAUGACAGCGACGAAAGAAAACCAAUUCCCUCCAUCACUUUUAGGUUUUCAAGCUCAGAAUUUCUCCGUGAAUCCAACCAUGAUGAGGUCCCAGGAACAGACCAUGAUGAACACGUUCAACAACUGUCAAGUGUCUUUCAUCAUUGGCCGCUCGAAGCGAGCUCCUGAGAUUUCAAAACGACAGCCCAGUUCUUGUAAACGCCGAGCUUUCAUUAUUGAGGAUGAUUCUGAUUGA